UAUAGUAAUGGCAAAUCAUGGCGUAGCAUCCUUUGACUACACGUAUGAUGUUUUUCUGAGCUUUCGACGCGGAGUCCACCGCGCGUUCAUUGAUCAUCUCUAUAAAGCUUUGGACGGCGUAGAUAUCAAAAUCUUCAAAGACGACGACGAGGAAGAAUCGACGACCGAAGAGGAAGAAACCAAGCCGGAUCUUCUCGAGAAAAUCGUAAGAUCCAGAAUAUCAGUGGUUGUGCUGUGUAAAGACUUUCCAUUUUCCACAAGGUGCCUCGAUGAAGUUGCCAAGAUCAUGGAGUGUUAUGACAAAAAAACGAUGCAGGUUGUGGGACUUUUCUAUGACGGCGUGAUAGCUGCAGAUGUACGUUGGCAGAAGGAAGAUAGGGCAUAUGGCAAAGCCAUCACUCAACAUAAAGAGAGAUUGGGAUUGGGAGAAGAAUCGGAGAAGAUCAAAACAUGGCGGUCUGCUUUGUUUAGAGUAUGCGAACUCAUUGCAUUAAAUUGCGACAAAAAGUAUGAAACUGAGCUUAUCAGUAUGAUUGCUAAAGGCGUCUCUGCUAGAUUUCCUCCUUUGCGUUUACAAAUCAAAGACGUAGUUGGAUUAGAUUCUCGUUUUGAGGAGGUGAAAUCGCAUCUAGAUAUAGGCAACAAUGAUGCGGUUCAAAUGCUAGCAAUUUGUGGAGCUCCUGGCAUAGGCAAAACCACAUUUGCUGCAUAUAUUUAUAAUAACAUUAUUAACAACCAAUAUAUUGCUGCAAGUUUUAUAUCCAACAUCAGAGAUAAGCCAAAAGUGGAAGAUCUCCAGUCGACGUUGUUAUCUGAGAUGGGCGAGAAGCGAGAGAGCAGGAGGGGCGAUACAGAUGGUGGAGGCAGAGAAAUCAAACGCAAACUUAGCGUUAAAAAGGUUCUUUUAGUGUUGGAUGGUGUUGAUAAGAUAGAACAGUUGAAAUCGCUGGCUGGGGGGUGUGAUUGGUUUGGUCCUGGCAGUAAAAUUAUUAUAACAACAAGGGAUGCAACUUUGUUGAAUAGACAUCGUGUUAAAAUUAAGAGAUAUCAAAUGACAGAGCUAAGUGAUGAUGACUCUCACAAACUCUCUUGUUGGUAUGCCUUCGAUGAUAGCGAACCGGCACAAAACUUUGCAAAUCUUGUUCCUCAAGCACUAAGUAUUGCAAAGGGUGUUCCUUUGGCCUUAAAAAAACUGGGCUCUAUAUUGAAGGAAUGGGAAAUGGAAUUGGACAGAUAUAACAAGGUUCCAGAGGCUUUCGAAUUUUUGCUCAAAUCUUUCGGAAACUGA
Messenger RNA from Arachis ipaensis, 1288 nucleotides. NCBI's taxonomy places the organism in Eukaryota, Viridiplantae, Streptophyta, Magnoliopsida, Fabales, Fabaceae. The record is from RefSeq and is a predicted model, not a curated record.